AUGCCGGAUGGUGCGGAUGGUGCUAUUGGUGCUGUACCUCAACCAACUAGCGAAACUUUUCGCAUAAAUUUCCAAAUUGAAGCUUUCAAUGAAAAGAACUGCAAGUGGGCGACAUAUGUGAAAGUUUUGAAGAAUAAAUUCACUCUACACAGUGUUCCCGUGGCUAAGCAGAAACCGAUCUUAUUGGAUGCUAUUGGCUUAUCAACUUAUGAACGACUUUGCGAUCUUUUUGCCCCUUUGGAUCCAGAAAAUGCCACCAUCACUUUUGAUAAGGUAGUAGAUAAAUUAUCGGAUUAUUUUAAUCCAGAGCCAAAUAAAUAUGCCGAGCGUUUUAAAUUUUACAAACGCAAUCAGAAGGAAAGUGAAGCUAUCCAAGAAUAUGCGGCUGAAUUAAAAAGGCUUUCUAUGUCAUGUAAAUUUCCCUCUGAAUGGCUUCAAGAAGGUUUAAUUACACAAUUUAGUGUAGGUAUUCUGAGUGACGAAAUUCGUUAUAAAAUUUUCGAAUCUGAACCUGACACUUUUGAAAAAGCUGUCACUGUUGCCAAAAAUUACGAAUUGACUAAAGCAGCUUCUGCUCAAACAAAUAAUGUGAUUGGUCAAGAUUCUUCGACCAUUCAUAAAGUCAAUUUUAAAAAUAAUGGGAAAUCAAAGAAAACCCAUUAUCAGUUAGAUUCUUCGUCUAAGAAAUGUUCUCGAUGUGGUUGGACCAAUCACACACCUGAUGAGUGUCCACACAAAGAGAGUACCUGUAAUGCAUGUGGAAAAAAAGGGCAUAUUUCGCCUGCUUGUUUAAGCAAAAAUUCUUCUCGAUCCACUAUGCAUAAAAAUCCGAAAAAGGGUAAAAAUUUCAAGUCUUCAAAAGAAGUUAAAUUGCUUGAUCGUUUUGACUAUUCGUCUGAUUCGUCUGAAAUUUCAGUAGACAUCCAUCAUUUGUCAGAUUUGAGAAAAAUGGAUGAUAAAAUUAUCAUGCCUGUUAUUAUUAAUAACCAACCUGUUGAUAUGGAAUUCGAUCCAGGUGCUGAAACCUUGAAGGAUGAAAAAUUGAAGCAGAUUUUAAAUGACCUUCAAUCUGGAAAAGAAGUUGAUGAAAUUAAUAUUAUGAAUGGACUAUUGGUCCGAGGUACCAGAACUGUAAUUCCUACCUCAUUACAGAAGAAGGUACUCGAAGAACUUCAUUUAGGUCAUAUGGGCUCUACUAAAAUGAAAACUUUAAGCAGAAAUUUCUGUUAUUGGUCAAAUAUUGACAAGGAUAUCGAAAACUUUGUUAAAGCGUGUCCAAAUUGUCAACAAAAAUUGCAAAAUCCGAAACCUGAAGUUCACCCAUGGGAAUUCGCUACAGUGCCAUGGUCCAGGUUACAUAUCGAUUAUGCCGAAUACGAGAAGAAAUUCUACCUAUUAGUUGUAGAUGCGUAUUCCAAAUGGUUAGAGGUGAUUCCAAUGUCCUCAACUACAAGUGAAGCAACAAUUAUUGCUUUACGUAAUAUUUUUUCUCGCUUUGGUUUACCAAUAACCUUGGUCUCCGAUAAUGGCCCACAAUUCGCUUCUACAGAGUUCUCUAAAUUCACUCGAAAGAAUGGUAUUCGUCAUUUAUUCACGACAAUUUACCAUCCACGAAGUAAUGGCCAAGCUGAACGUUAUUUAUCGGCGAGCACCAAACAGUACUACAGGCCGCAGCCCAGCUGA
This is a messenger RNA of Planococcus citri (citrus mealybug), 1683 nucleotides long. RefSeq lists its product as uncharacterized. Lineage: Eukaryota; Metazoa; Arthropoda; Insecta; Hemiptera; Pseudococcidae. The coding region runs from base 1 to 1683 and encodes 560 amino acids. The record is from RefSeq and is a predicted model, not a curated record. Gene Ontology annotation, molecular function: zinc ion binding; nucleic acid binding. The transcript has 3 exons. Gene Ontology annotation, biological process: DNA integration.